Messenger RNA from Xenopus tropicalis (tropical clawed frog), 2926 nucleotides. It is a transcript of the gene manba, whose product is annotated as mannosidase, beta A, lysosomal. The record is from RefSeq and is a predicted model, not a curated record. Gene Ontology annotation, cellular component: lysosome. Bases 187 to 2844 code for a protein of 885 amino acids. The transcript is spliced from 17 exons. Gene Ontology annotation, biological process: carbohydrate metabolic process. NCBI's taxonomy places the organism in Eukaryota, Metazoa, Chordata, Amphibia, Anura, Pipidae. Gene Ontology annotation, molecular function: hydrolase activity, hydrolyzing O-glycosyl compounds; beta-mannosidase activity.
GGGAGGAAGAGUAAGCAGCUAGAGUUAGUUAGCUGCUGUGUGGGUAACGCCCCCUCCCCUCUCUCUUCCGACGUCUGUGGAGGGGAGGGCGUAAAUGUUCCUGGUUCCUUCACUGGUGCGGGGCUCUAUUGGGCACAAUCAGCCUAGGACCGGCCCAGUUUGGGCUCUCCUUAUUCUGGCUCUCGGAUGGCCCCGUUAUGGGCUCUGAUAUGGUGCCUUUUUAUGGGUUUAGAGCAGACCUGGGGGAUGAAAUGGAAGAGUAAUGACAGAAGCCAAACUUUUAGCCUGAAUGGCAGGUGGGAUAUCCGGAACUCACACGGCUCUUAUAAACUGAAAGGGGAAGUUCCCGGGUGUGUGCACACUGCAUUAGCAGAACAGCUUCUGAUUGAGGAUCCCUAUGUGAGAUUUAAUGAUGCCGUUUACAAAUGGAUUGCACAAGAUGAAUGGAUUUAUAGCAGGACAUUUUCACUUCCACUAGACAUAAGAUUAUGGCAGAAAGUCAUUCUGGUUUUUGAAGGAAUUGAUACUGUAUCCACCAUUUUGCUUAACAACAUUUCAGUUGCGAAGACAUAUAAUAUGUUCACCAGAUAUACAGUUGAUGUUACCAAAAUUGUUGCAAAGGACAACAACAUAGAAGUACAAUUUCAGUCUGCUGUAAAUUGGGCAAAAGAUAGAAGUGGGAACUCUACCUAUAAAGUCCCUCCAGACUGCCCUCCUCAAGUACAGAAAGGAGAAUGCCAUGUCAAUUUCAUCAGAAAGUCUCAGUGCUCAUUUAGCUGGGACUGGGGGCCUUCCUUUCCCACACAGGGUAUAUGGAAGGAGGUCAGGAUUGAAGCAUACAAUGCUUUUCACUUGGACUAUCUUUCUUUUGUCCCAGUGUUUGAUAAGAUUUCUCAGUGGACUGUUAUGUUUGAGUCUGUCUUUGAUGUAAUAACAAACGGCCCUCUGCCUGGAAACGUAACUGUGAAAAUACCAGAUCUUAAUGUGGAUGAAAUGCAGACAUUUGUGCUAAUACCUGGCCAGCAAGAACUCAAGAUGACUGUAAAAAUCAGCAAAAAAAUUGAAGUAAAUUUGUGGUGGCCGAAUGGAUAUGGGUCACAGAAUUCAUACAACCUGACUGUAAAAUUUCUUUUUGAUGGAGGUUACACUGUUGAAAAUACAACCAAGAUAUACUUUCGUUCUGUGGAGCUCGUGGAGGAGCCUAUUCAAGGUUCUCUGGGACUGUCUUUCUACAUGAAAAUUAAUCAGGUUCCUAUCUUCCUUAAGGGCUCCAACUGGAUACCAGCCGACUCAUUUCAAGACAAAAUUACCUUGAAUCGGUUGCACAAUUUAUUGCAGUCUGUGGUUGAUGCCAACAUGAACACCCUUCGUGUCUGGGGUGGGGGAUUAUAUGAGAGUGAUGAAUUCUACAGAUUGUGUGAUGAACUUGGAAUCAUGGUCUGGCAGGACUUUAUGUUUGCUUGUGCUCUAUAUCCUACCGACAAAUGGUUCUUAGAGACAGUAGAAGCAGAAGUAAUUCAUCAGAUGAGAAGACUUAGAUCCCACCCUUCCAUCAUUGUCUGGAGUGGCAAUAAUGAAAAUGAAGCUGCAAUCGCAGAUAAUUGGUUUUCGAUACCUGCUGAGAAGGAAGAUGUUUAUAGAAUGGACUAUGUGACUCUCUACAUCAAAACCAUUAUGCCGUUGGUGCUUAAGAUGGAUGAAACCCGGCCUUUCAUCUCAUCAAGUCCUACCAAUGGGAAAGAAUCGGUUCAGGAGUACUGGCUUGCUAAAAACCCAUAUGACAAUCACUAUGGUGACAUUCAUUAUUAUAGCUAUAUAACUGACUGCUGGGACUGGAAGUCUUAUCCUAAACCUCGCCUGGCCUCUGAAUAUGGCUUUCAGUCUUGGCCUUCAUUAUCAACAUUAAAGAAGGUUUCCGUUCCUGUUGAUUGGCACUACACCAGCAAUUUCUGCUCUCACCGGCAGCACCACUCCUCUGGUAAUGAGCAGAUGCUUUCCCAAGCUAAGCUGCACUAUAAGAACCCUGAGAACAAUGAUCCCAUCAAGGAAUUUCAGUACACUUUGUAUUUAACUCAGGUUAUGCAGGCACAGUGCGUAAAGCUGCAGACCGAGUUCUACAGGCGCAGUAUGAGGGAAAUUGUGGGCGGUCUUGGCCACACUAUGGGGGCUCUCUAUUGGCAGCUGAAUGAUAUAUGGCAGGCACCUUCUUGGUCUUCAAUUGAGUACGGUGGAAAAUGGAAAAUGCUCCAUUACUAUGCAAAGAAUUUCUUCACCCCUGUUGCUGCAAGUGCGUUUGAAGACAAAGAUGUUCUGCAGAUUUAUGGAGUGUCAGAUCUGACUAAGUCACUGUCAUUGCAGCUUGAAGUUAAAGUCUACAGAUGGAAUUCACUACUGCCAGUUUGUGAACGGCUUACUGAAGAACUUAUCUUUAAUGUAAAUACAAGCCAAAUUUACAAAGAGCCUAUUCCUGAAUUACUAAGAAGGUGCCAGAACUCUACACGAGAAAACAGUGUUGUGGUGUUCUCUCUUUUAAACCAAGGACAGCCCUACAGCUCCAUGAACUGGCAUUACCUGACCUCGCUGAAACAUGCACAGGGGCUGCUGCAACCAAACAUUACGGUGUCAAUCACUCGAGAAAAUACAGGGUUUGCCUUUCAUUUGGUGACUUCUUCUGUGGCUCCCUUUGUAUGGUUGGAUGUCUGGGAUAUAAGUGGGAGGUUUAGCGAUAAUGGCUUUCUUCUGGCUGAAAAGACAAAGACUGUUUAUUUUUAUCCUUGGCAAACAACUAGUGUGGAUGAACUGCAGCGAUUCCUAAAUGUAACCACCCUCCAAGAUAUUUAUUGAAGACAGCCUGAUAUUUAGGAAUUUCUGUAUUUUUAGUUUAAAGUGGAAAGUGUCUGGAGAAAUUAAAUGCCGGAAUAUCCAA